Messenger RNA from Biomphalaria glabrata, 2316 nucleotides. RefSeq lists its product as uncharacterized. The record is from RefSeq and is a predicted model, not a curated record. The coding region runs from base 797 to 1168 and encodes 123 amino acids. Lineage: Eukaryota; Metazoa; Mollusca; Gastropoda; Planorbidae. The transcript has 12 exons.
AACAACUAGCGGAUAUUACAAACACCUCGUUUCACAUUUAGAUAGAUAUAUUUGAUAUUUUGCAACAGCUAAUUCAAUUGACAACAAAAAUGAAAAGAUGAUUCCAAAACUAAAGAUUCUUUUACUUUUUGCCUUCUUUAAUUUCAAAUUAGUCUAUCUACAAAAUAUUAAAGCUAUACUUAAUGAAACUAUUCAAAAAGAAUCCUCAUGCAAAUCGACUUUAUUACUAAAUGAAAGAUUUGUCCUACAAGGGCUAGUCGAAUUUGAUAAGUUGCCUGAAGAAUCAUACGGGUUUAUAAAUAUAGAAUGGACAAUGAAACACGACAAUGCAUCCCAUUUGUUUGACACCGUGUUUUUAAACUGCUGCAACUGUUCGGAAAGCUUUUACUGUACAAAAAAGGAGAAUAAAAAUGAGUAUAAACUGGUGUUGAACACUUCAGCACAGAAAGAAUUUAGCUCCUCUGAAUGGAGCCUUGUAGGACAUCAAUUUAAUAGCAACAAAAUACGAUUCUUGGAAGUUUUAAAUGUAUCAGAAACAAUACUGAGCUUAAAUGAUAUCGUCGUUACAAAGAAUCUGACAACAUUUACAACCACAACGGAUGAACUAAAACUUUGUUGUAGAAAUUCUGAGGAGCCGUGCUAAGCUGUCUUCACAGUCAACACUCUAACACAGUUGAUAAGUUCAGGAUGUGUUACAUAUCAAAUCGUUGAGACUGAUCAACAGGAAUUAAAAUUUGGAUUUCGCAUUUGUAACAACAAAACUUACUCUGAGGCUUUCAGCAUCAAAGUUACAAAGAUGGGAGCAAAGUCGUCCAAUGAUUCACAAGAAUAUUUCCAAUACAGUUACAUUUUUCUUGCAUUGCUAAUUCCUGUAAUAAUUUUAGCUGUGUCAAUGUGUGCAGUGACAUUUAUAGAUAAAAUAAGAAAACCUAAAACCGACAGUGAAUCAGAGAGCAAUGACCGACUGCUAGAAAUUAACACUGGUGUUAACGUGGGAGAAGAAAAAGCGAGUAGUAUCUUCCAGAGUAAUCAGGCAAGGAUGUUUGAAUCGCACAUCAGGAAUGCUGAGGUUACAGAUGACAGGAAUUCGACUAAUUCACAAAAUAUGUUUAAUCAGGCAAGGAUGUUUGAAUCGGACAUUAGAUUACGACAUCAGUCGAGCAGCUAGUAAGUCACAAUACUGUUGGAAGAAAUGUACUCCUGCGCAUUAGAAACAUGUUGAACUCAUUCAUACAAUUAAUAAUUGGCAAAAGUAUUGUAUUUCCUUGAUGAAAAUGUAAACUUGGGAAUCCAGACUUCUUUUUUUUUAGGAUUCAAAUAAUUAUUUAGAAAAUGAAGGUGUAUUCCUUUUUGUUAUACUUGUGAAAUAUUUAGGAUUGAAUCCAAGUAUUUUUUUUACAUGACAAGAAAAAAAUAUAUUUAUACUAUUGUUACGUAUUUCUGAAUCUUCUGGCUAAAUAUACUAGUAGGCACACAAAUAAAAAAAACUGCAAAGAAAGAACUUGACGACUCAAAUUUCAGAUUCGUAUAACUUUAUUGACUAUUAACUCUAACAAUUCGUCACUGUAACAUGUAGCGUAGAAGACUGUACAAUAUCUUUCAGUUUAUAAUUAGCUAUACUUUGUUGCAAUUCAUCUCUUCACUUCGUUGCAAUUCAUCUCUUCUCAACUUGCAUCGAGCAGUAUUCCACAGAACAGACCAACGACACACUUCCCAGUGUCGCUCCAGGUCUCCCAAAGCUGUACCAAGUCGUACUCAAGUGUACCGAAUCAGAGUGUCUUAAAUCGACUGUAUCGACUGUAACGGCUCAAGUCCACUGUAGUUCGCUGUAUAGACUUUAACGACAGUAGUCCACUACAGUUAACUCUACCCUAGUUAACUUGCAUCGAGUCGUACACAUUUCUCUUCCACUGUCUCGCACAGUAGACAACAGUAACAAAGACUGUACCGACGCGAUUCUACCCACGACUCCAUACGACUGACUUUUUACAUUAACUCUCUGUCUUAUAUAGAGUCCCUAAUCGCUCCUCCAAAGUUGCACAAACACUGCUAGUAUCUUCUGGAACAACACGUGAAGAAACGUCACAUCCUGUCUUUAUUUUUACAUGUAGAUUCCAGAGAACACCUGCUGCAGUGUCAUCAAGUCGGGGUCACACGUACUGACCUCUAUCUGUCACUGUUCAUUAGUAACUGCCCCCUUCUUAGAUCUGUUCGUCCCCUGGAACAAAAACGUGAGGACAGAAAAAAAUUCUAAAAACUGAUAAUAUCCAAAGUAUACUUAUUGGUAGAAUAUUUAGCUACUAUUAAAAUACACGA